AUGUCUACUAGUACACCCCCACCCCCACCAUACCCAUCCCCGCCACCACCAUACUCGACUUCCUCAUCCGCCAGCUCUGACACAACACAUUCUUCACCACCACCCUACGGCAGACCGACGCCUCCACCGCCAGGGGUCCUAGACCUUUGGCAGCUCAAUGCCGAUAACAGCCCCAAUUUCAUUGAUUCCGACAUCAGUGCAGACGUCCGCAGGAUGUUCUUUGCUCAAACUGGCCCAACUGGCAUCCAGCCUCCAGGACCUCGAGCGUCUUCGUCCCCCACACGCAACUCCGAUACAGCGUCACUUGCGCCCCUAGCGUCGGGACGUCCCGCCACUGUGUUUCCUCCGGCGUCCGCGAUAUCGGAGAAUGCUGAACCAGCGCGCUCGACCGUGCCUUCGUGGGGCGCUGCGCAAGCGCCUUCAGCCGUUGCACCCGCAUCGCCUCCGACUCGUGCGCGACCAGCGCGGUCGACCCAUGCGCCAUCCAAUAGCAAUGUUUCCGGCGCCUCUGAGCAGUUUACAAGCCCUGGUCGUCAAGUUCGACGCUCCGUGGUCGUGUCUGAAGUGCGUCCCCAAGAAUAA
This is a messenger RNA of Schizophyllum commune H4-8, 582 nucleotides long. RefSeq lists its product as uncharacterized. Bases 1 to 582 code for a protein of 193 amino acids. NCBI's taxonomy places the organism in Eukaryota, Fungi, Basidiomycota, Agaricomycetes, Agaricales, Schizophyllaceae. The record is from RefSeq and is a predicted model, not a curated record. The transcript has a single exon.